Anthostomella pinea is the source of this 2166-nucleotide messenger RNA. NCBI's taxonomy places the organism in Eukaryota, Fungi, Ascomycota, Sordariomycetes, Xylariales, Xylariaceae. The record is from the annotation of a GenBank genome assembly.
AUGAAGUCUUUCUCUUACCUUGCGCUUAUCAGCGCCUUGGCCCCCUUCACAGAAGCUGGUGCUGGAGCUAACGGCAUCGAUGUGCUCAUCCCUCGUGUCCCUCAGCAGAACACCUUCCCACUCACUGGACCUUCUCUCCCUGUCACCCCUCCCUCCCCGAACAAGACCUACGAGUACAUCGUGGUCGGUGGCGGCGCCGGUGGCUCCCCUCUGGCGGCCGAUCUUGCUCUUGCUGGCCACAGUGUCCUGCUCAUCGAUGCUGGUGGUGACUACGGUCACCUCCGCGAGGUCGAGACUCCGGCGCUGGGUAACCCUGCUUCGGAGAGAAACGAAGUCAGCUGGGGUUUCUUCACCCACCACUACGCAAACGAGACCCAGGCCCUCAGGGACAGAAAACUCACGUGGAUGACCCCUGAUGGCAACUACUACAGUGGUCAAAAUGUGCCUGAAGGCUCCACCAUGCUCGGUAACUUCUACCCUCGGUACGGCGGUCUGGGUGGUUGCUCCGAGCACAACGCCUUGGUCGGUGUCCUGCCCACUGAGAAUGACUGGGACUACAUCGCAAACAUCACUGGCGAUGUGAAGUUCCAGGCCGAGAACAUGAGGGAAUACUGGAAGCAGAUCGAGAAAGUCAUGUACCCGCUCCCGAACAACGACACCAGCGCCCACGGUACCGACGGAUGGCUCGGCGUGUCCAUCAAUCCUCAGGGCAUAGCUGCUCAGGACUUGAAGAUCUUGUCGGUCAUGAUUGGUGCCAUGGAGGCCCUUGGCUACUCGACCGAGUCUCUCUCCAACGCCAUCGCAGAUGCCACCGAUGUAUUCUCUCAAGAGGUUGGCGAUACCGCCGAGAUGCUUCUGCCCCUGAAUGUGACCCAAGGCAUCGUCGAUGCCCUUGGGGACAUCUUGGAAUGGGACGUCAACCGUGACACCCCGGACCGUGACACCAAGCAGGUCGUUGCCCGUCUCCCCAUGACCAUGACCACCGGCGACUACAGGCGUGCGUCCCCGCGUGACCUGGUCUACGACGUCGCUACCGCCACCAACCCCGACGGAUCCAAGAAGUACAAGCUCGACGUUGCCCUGCACAGCCUUGCCACCAAGGUCAACUUCGACACCACUGGCGACAAGCCCAAGGCCAUCAGUGUUGACUACCUCUUCGGCGAGUCCUUGUACCGCGCCGACCCCCGAUCCAGCCUCACUGAGGACACCGGUAUCCCCGGUACCGUCUCGGCUACUCGUGAGAUCAUCGUCUCCGGCGGUACCUUCAACACUCCCCAGAUUCUGAAGCUUUCCGGUGUCGGUCCCAAGGAGGAGCUCGAAAAGUGGGAUAUCCCCGUCGUCCUCGACCUCCCCGGUGUCGGCACCAACAUGCAAGACCGCCUCGAGGUUGGUGUCCAUGCCGACGCCACAAGCAACUUCACCAGAAUCCUCAACUGCACCUACCUCGGCACUGAGGAUGACCCUUGCUGGUCGCAGUACUUCAGCGAGGACAACCACGACUCCGAGAAGGGCACCUACGCCUCCAACGGCGUGCCUAUGGGUAUCUUCACCACAUCGUCUGUCGCGCAGGGUGGUGAGCACGACCUCUGGCUCGGUGGUUUCUCCGCCCUGUUCCCCGGUUUCUUCCCCGGUUACUCGACCGUCGCCGCUACCCCCGACGCCAAGAACCACUGGUCGUGGCUGAUCCUCAAGGCGCACACGACCAACAACGCCGGCACGGUCCAGCUGGCCAGCACCAACCCGCGUGACACGCCCCGGAUCGACUUCCACAACCUGUACGAGGGCCAGACGACGGAGGCCGCCGACGCCGACGCCAUGGCGCUUGUCGAGGGCAUGAAGCUGGCCAUGAGCUUCUACGACCACAUCACCCCGCUCGACGGCGAGUUCGAGCGCAUCUGGCCGCCGCAGGACGUCCAGACGGACGAGGAACUGAAGCAGUGGAUUAUUGACGAGGCUUGGGGCCACCACGCCUCGUGCUCGGCCGCCAUCGGCGCCGAUGAUAACCCGAUGGCGGUGCUCGACGGCCAGUUCCGCGUCCGCGGCAUCGACGGGCUCCGCGUCGUCGACGCCUCGGCCUUCCCCAAGAUUGUGGGCACCUUCCCCGUUGUUGGUGUUAUGUUGCUCGCCGCGAAGGCUAGGGACGACAUCCUUGCAGACAUCAAAUAG